Messenger RNA from Magnolia sinica, 4141 nucleotides. Its product is annotated as disease resistance protein RGA2-like. Gene Ontology annotation, molecular function: protein binding; ADP binding. NCBI's taxonomy places the organism in Eukaryota, Viridiplantae, Streptophyta, Magnoliopsida, Magnoliales, Magnoliaceae. The coding region runs from base 605 to 3739 and encodes 1044 amino acids. The transcript has 5 exons. The record is from RefSeq and is a predicted model, not a curated record. Gene Ontology annotation, biological process: defense response to other organism.
UCGCCUGAUAAAAAGGGUUCUUCAAAACAAUAAACGAUCCAUGAUGGACUCUAACAAAUGAAUGACUCAGAUUGUUAGUUCGACUUAUUUAUGUGCGAACAAUCUGGACCGUCAAUUUUAUAAGGUACCGAUUGGAUGCCUGGAUAUGUCUGAUUUUUGGUUGGUAAGCCAUAGCAUGCCUUCCAGAGCUAACCUCAUUCUCUGCAGUUGCAUCCUAAACUCUCCUCUUCUUUUCUUCUCUUCAUUUGCAUCUUUCACUACUCUCUCCUUCUCUCUCUCUUCCAUAUCUUCAGAGUCCUUCCCAUUUCCUACUUCCAUACCUAUUUGAACUCAAAUUCCUCCCUUCUUCCCAUCUACAUACCAAAACAAUUCUCUCCCUCUCUCUACCAUAUCUUCAGAGUCCUUCCCAUUUCCUAUUUCAAAUUAUUUCAAAUUCCUCCCUUCUUUCCUUCUCUACAUUUGCAUCUCUCUCUCUCUCUCUCUCUCUCUCUCUCUCUCUCUCUCUCUCUCUUCUAUACCUUCAAAGUCCUUCCCAUUUCCUAUAUUUACACCUCUUUGAACUCAAAUUCCUCCCUUAUUUCCAUCACCACCAAAAGCAGAAAACAUGGUUGAUUCGAUCGUUGAUUCACUGGUUUCACUUGCCAUAGAAAAUUUGGCCAAAGUUGUUAAAGAUGAGGUGGUUUUGUUGGAGGGUGUCACCAACGAGAUCAAAAAGCUUUCCAGUACGUUCACCUCGAUCCAAGCUGUGCUUAAAGAUGCUGAAACUCGGCGACUGAAGGACGAUGAAGUGAAGAACUGGUUGGAGAGGCUCAAAGACGUGGCCUACGAUGUGGAUGACAUACUAGAUGAAUGGAUGACGGAAACUCUCAAAUCACAAGCACCUGAUGAAGAUAGUAGGUCCUGUUUCAGCAAGAAGAAGGUAAGAAGCUUCCUGUCGUCUGUUAACUGUUUCAAUCAUGUCGUGUUACGCCACAAAAUUGGGAGUGCGAUAACGGAGGUGAGGGGUAGAUUAGAUGAUAUUGAAAAAGAUAAGAACCAAUUGCGUCUUAGAGUUGAUAGUGGGGAGAGGGUGGAUAGUGAAGUGAGGCGGGGAGAGAUCAGAGAGCGAGAGACUGGCUCCCUACCCAAUCGACUGUCAAUUGUAGGUAGAGAAGAUGAAAAAAAUAAAAUUCUAGAAUUCCUGCUGGGGGAGAGUAGUGGAGAGGUGGAGAAGGUGUAUGCUGUCAUUUCAAUCGUUGGAAUGGGGGGCUUGGGCAAAACCACCCUUGCUCAGCUCGCCUACAAUGAUGAGGAAGUGAAGAAGCAUUUUGAUACGAGAAUGUGGGUGUGUGUAUCUGAAGAUUUUGACGUGAAACGGAUUACAAAAUCAAGCAUAGAAUCUGCAACUGGGACUGGUUGCGAGUCAUUAGACUUGGCCCCAUUGCAGGAUCACCUCCGUCGUAUGUUGCACUCAAAGCGAUUCUUACUUGUGCUUGAUGAUGUUUGGAGCACUAACAAUGAGAUGUGGGACAAGCUGAUACCUCCCUACCAAGAAGGUGCACGGGGGAGUCGAAUCAUUGUAACCACUCGCAGUGAAGAUGUUGCACGGGCGAUGGGAAGGGGUCGCAUACAUAAACUGGCGAGCUUAUCCUUUGACGAUUGCUGGUUAUUGUUCAGCCAUGGAGCGCUUGAGCAUCGGAGUGCAGAAGAGCGUUCAGAGUUGGAUGUGAUUGGAAAGGAAAUUGUAAAGAAAUGUGGAGGGGUGCCUCUCGCAGCAAAGACAAUAGGGAGUGCCUUGGGCUCGAGAAGGACGAGAAGGGAGUGGGAGCUCAUCUUGGAAAGCGAUGUAUGGAAUUCACAUGAUGUCUUACAAGGCAUUUUACCAGCUUUGUUACUCAGCUACUAUGACUUGCCUCCUGCUUUGAAGCAAUGCUUUGCAUAUUUCUCCGUCUUUCCGAAAGAUUGGGAGAUAGAGAAGGAUAUGAUAGUCAAGUUAUGGGUGGCACAAGGUUUCAUCCGCUCCGAUAGAAGCAGAGAUAUGGAGGAAAUUGGUGGGCUAUAUUUCGAUGAUUUACUAAGACGCUCGUUGCUCCAAGAUGCAGAACUCCACUAUGUGCAGAAGUACAAGAUGCAUGAUUUAGUUCAUGAUCUUGCACAAUCUGUUGCAGGAAGUGAGUGUUCAGUGGUGGAGAUGAGAAAGCAAUCCUCAUUGAACCUAAAUAAUCUCCGCCAUUUGUUUUUAAUUGACAGUGAUGACGCAGGUGACAGUGAUGAGGAAGUUGACAGUGAUGGCGCAGGUGACAGAGAUGACAAAGUUGACAGUGAUGGCGCAGAUUGGGCCACCUUGUAUAAGGCACAAAAGUUGCGGACGUUGCUACUGUACUCAAGAAAGGUGCCAAACAAUUUAUUUCAUCAUUUCAGGCACCUCAGGGCAUUGGACUUGAGUCGCACUAGCAUUCAGAAAUUGCCUCGAACAGUAGGAAAUUUGAAGCACUUGAGAUAUCUUGAUUUAUCAUGGACAAAGAUCGAGAAGUUGCCAGAGGAGGUGAGUAAUUGCAGAAAUUUACAGACCUUGAGACUCAAUGAUUGUCAUGAUCUAAAAAAAUUGCCUAGAGGGCUGAGAAAAAUGAUUGGCCUGAGACAUCUAGAAUUAGAAAGCACCUACAAUUUGAAGGACUUACCACAGGGCAUAGGGAAACUAAGUAGCCUUCGGACAUUAACAAAGUUCAUAGUGGGGGGUGACCGUGAAGGAUGUAAAUGGGGAGAACUGAAACACCUCAAUCAUCUUCAAGGAAGUCUUGAAAUUAAUUGGUUGAAAAAUGUGAGGAGCAGAGAUGAAGCUAGGGAGGGAGAACUGAAUAAGAAGCAGAACCUUAAUGAGCUGAGCUUGGAUUAUGGGUAUACUGAACUAAAUGAGGACGUGUUUGAGAUCCUCCAGCCCCACACAAAUUUAAAAGUGUUGGAAAUACAGAGAUACGGAGUUUCCAAGCUUCCCAAGUGGACAGGGGAUCCGGUUUUCUCCAAUCUAGUCAAGGUGUACCUCUCGUUUUGUUAUAAGUGUACGCAAUUGCCCGGUCUUGGGAAACUACCAUCCCUUAAAUACCUUGAUAUUAGUUUCCUGGAAGAGGUGAGAAAGGUGGGUGGUGAGUUUUGUAGGGAUGAUAACAAUGACGAAAGUGGUGGUGGUGGUGGUGUCUCAUUCCCAAAGCUGGAAACCCUCUCCUUCUCAAACAUGUCAAAAUGGGAGGAGUGGGAAUUGAGAGGUGAAGAUGAUGGAGAGGUUAUGCCAUUACUCCUGGAAUUACGAAUAGAUAGCUGCCCAAAGCUGAAGGAGUUGCCCAGCAAUCUUCCACCGCUCCUCCAGAAGCUGACUUUGUAUAAAAGUAAUGUUGGAAUGUUAUCCGGUGUGCCCUUACCCGUCCUCCCCAACCUUAACCAUUUGAAGAUUCGUUAUAAUCCAGAGCUGACAUCGUUCCCAUGUGGUUGGUUGGGACAACUCAAAGCCCUCCAAACUCUGGAUAUCUUGGAAUGUCUAAAGUUGAGGUCUCUAACAGAGUUGCAACACCUCACCAUGCUUCAAAAUUUAGUGAUCUGGAUGUGUCCAGAGUUGAGAUCUCUACCAGUGGAGUUGCAACACCUCACCAUGCUUCAAAAAUUACACAUCUACGAUUGUCCAGUCUUAGAAGAACGCUGCCGAGAAGGAGGAGAAGAUCGCUACAAGAUCGCACACAUCCCCAAUAUCAGAUUGGGUCGCCGAUAAGAGGAGUUGGAGAGAGAAAUCAACGAUAGCUUUUCAUUUGCUUCUCUUUCCCCAAACUGUGUUGUUGCUGUGUGUGUAACUGCUCUACCUUCCCUUUUUUUUUUUUUUUUUUUUUUAUUAGGGUAAAAGGAUGUUCAUAGAUGUUUAUUGCCUUUUUAUUUGCACUGGAGGUCAGGUUCUUGCCCCCCUCCAUCUUAUGUAAUUUUUCUGUUUUAUUAAUAAAGUUUAUGCUGCGACCGUCCACCAUCACACGCACACACACAAAAACACUACAGAUCAUGUGACCAUGGCUAUACAGUUGCUUUUAUUUUUAUUUUUUUCUCAAAGAUUAGUUAUAUAAGAUCAUGAGAUAGAUGGGCCACAUGUAUAUUAGAUAGUUUAUCAAUUUCUCUUAACCGUCCA